Molecule: messenger RNA, 2547 nt
Organism: Phytophthora infestans T30-4
Lineage: Eukaryota; Oomycota; Peronosporomycetes; Peronosporales; Peronosporaceae
Product: vacuolar protein sorting-associated protein 35, putative
Exons: 6
Coding region: 1-2547 (848 amino acids)
Biological process (GO): intracellular protein transport; retrograde transport, endosome to Golgi
Cellular component (GO): retromer, cargo-selective complex; retromer complex; late endosome
Source: RefSeq, a predicted model, not a curated record
AUGGUGCUAGGGGGCUUCGUGCUAGACGAGCAGGGCGAGGAGGAUCUGCUGCGCGAGGCGCUGCAGACCGUCCGUGACCAGGGCUUCCGUAUGCAGCGUGCCGCAGACGCAAACGACCAGCCAGCCGUGCUCAAACACGCGGCCGAGGUGCUUCGUGAGCUACGCACAAGUUUGCUGUCCCCAAAAAGCUAUUAUCAGCUCUAUAUGCAGGUGAUGGACGAACUGCGGCACUUCGAGAGCUACGUAGUGGCGCAGCAGCAGGCUGGUGCCUCCAUGCGAGUGCUCUACGAACGCGUCCAGAGCAGCGGCAACGUACUGCCGAGACUAUACUUGCUGGUGACAGUGGGCUCCGUGUACAUCAAGUCGCGAGAGGCUCCAGCUCGGGACGUACUGACAGAUUUAGUGGAGAUGACAAAAGGCGUGCAAUAUCCACUGCGAGGACUCUUUUUAAGGCACUAUUUGUCGCUCAGUGUCCGUGACAAACUCCCGGAUACGGGCUCUGUGUACGAGCAAUCAGGCGGGGGCACAGUCAGCGACGCUGUUAAUUUUCUGCUUCAAAAUUUACGAGAAACGAACCAACUUUGGAUUCGACUGCAACAUCAGAAAAUUGGAGGCUCUAGACCGCUGGCAGUGCGAGAAAAAGAGCGAAUGGAGUUGCGGUUGUUGGUCGGGACGAGUCUGGUGCGGCUGAGUCAGAUGGAGGGAGUCACACGCAGCGUCUACGCUGAGCAAGUGCUGCCUCGGCUACUGGAUGAUGUCGUGUUAGCCUGUAAAGACUGCAUGGCGCAGCAGUAUCUGAUGGACUGCAUUAUUCAGGUUUUCCCAGACGAAUUUCAUCUGCAGAACCUUGACAAGCUGCUGGAUGCACUAGGAAAACUACAGACAAAUGUCGACGUCGCGUCGGUCUUGACUGCACUUCUUGAACGCCUCACUAAAUAUCGAGAGGCUCAGAGGAGCGUCACUGACGCAGGACAUCAAGAAGUGGAGCUGAUGGAUACGACCACGAAGCUGUUGCUACGGUCAGCACGACACACUAGUGGCCAGUCUCCAAAUGAGAAUGGCAAUGCUGACGCUCACUUGCACUCUGUGCUGCCGUUUUUCGUGACGUUUGCUGCCUUCACGCUCACGUGGUUGGGUAGCAGUACCAAGAAGAGGAAUUCAGACACAACUGUGGCAUUACAGCAAGUAGUUUCGGGAUGUUUAACGUUUCUACGGGAGCGAACCGCGUGGCGUGUUGACAAGGACAAACAAAAGCGGCAGCUCGUGGUUUCACAGCUCGAAUCGCUUGCACUUACGCUACUCCGAGCGCUUUCCAUUCAGGACCUGAUGCACGUUCCGGCGCUGCGUGAAUUACUUGAACUGAUGCCGUGGCAAGGAGCGUGGAAGGACGUGGCGCUGGCUUGGAUCCGCGUUCUGCUCGCUCGACAUGAACGUGUUCACGACGAGAAGCAGAUGGACUUCUUACUUCAGAUACUGGCACCAUUGGUACGUGACGAUCCCAGCGAGCUGCAGUCGCCACCGCCAGCCACCACAACGGAAGCAGGGAAGAGUAAAGAGACGGAGACCUUUGAAGUUGAGCAGCAAACACUGGCCAAGGUCGUCCACCUCGUAACCAACGAUGACCUUGACGCUAAAUUUCGAGUGUUUUCCGUAGCGCGACGUGCUUUUCUACAGAGUGGGGUGUUCCGGAUUCGCUUCACUCUUGUGCCGUUGAUUAAUCAGUCGCUGGCGCUCGCUAGAGACCUAGCAGCGCAUUCAAAGGAGAAGAUUCAAACUCAAGGACAAGAGACCAAGGCGGAAUCGGAGAUUGCAACACCAACUGACAGCGCCAAGGCAUUUGUGACGACACCCCGCCAAGUUCUUCAAUUCGUACACGAAAUGGUGACAGCGUUGGCCUCCAAGCAAGAUGCGCUGUCCGUGUCGUGCGUCCAUUUGUUUCUGCAGUGUGCGCUGGUAGCCGAUGGCUGCGCCUUUGAAGCAGUUUCCUACGAGUUCAUCACGCAGGCUUUCAUAGUCUACGAAGACCAAAUCACAUUGGCGCGUGAGCAGUGGCGAGCUCUAGAGCUCAUGGUGGCUUCACUUCGAGCCACGCGAAAUCUCUCGAGUGCUAACUACGAGGUUCUUGCCACCAAGACCACGCAAUAUGCUGCUCGUCUGCUUAAGAAAAACGAACAGGCCUUGAUGGUGCUGAACUGCGCACACCUCUUUUGGCAUCCAUCGCAACAAGAUGGCAAGAGGGUCCGUGAAUGUCUCCAGAGAUCGCUUCGUAUUGCGGAUGCAAUGAAGGACACGACGUCGAACCAGGUUCCACUUUUCCUGGAGAUAUUGGAGACUUACUUGUACUUCUUUGAAGCCCAGACACCUGAAGUGACGCAUAAUUACCUUGCUGGACUGCUGGCAUUGGUCAAGGAUCACCUAGACAACAUGGAACAUGGACAAAUGCGCAGAGAAGGAGAGUUCCACUAUCGCGCCAUCGUGCGCUACAUGGACACAUUGGGCGUGUCUGAUGAUGCGCUGUCGAACUCAUCGUCGUCUUCGUCGCGGUAA